This is a messenger RNA of Mercenaria mercenaria, 2047 nucleotides long. RefSeq lists its product as uncharacterized. The transcript has 4 exons. Lineage: Eukaryota; Metazoa; Mollusca; Bivalvia; Venerida; Veneridae. Bases 1 to 1083 code for a protein of 360 amino acids. The record is from RefSeq and is a predicted model, not a curated record.
AUGUCUCGUUUCAAAUCUGGAAACGAACAGUUACAAGACCUCCCAAAGUGUGGACGACUGAAAUCAGUCACGACUAGGCAAGGUGUUAUGAAAAUCAAGGAAUUAAUUGAGAAAGAUGCUAGACUGACAUUGCGCGAAUUAGCCCAUAGAUCAGGGAUAUCAGCUGCACGAGUUCACUUUAUUCUGCGCAAAAUAUUGAAAGGACCUUCCAUCCAAGUUGCUGUUCCAAAAGGAAAAAGUGUGACUGCCAACAAUGCACAGUUAUGGUUAGUAGCUGUUCUGUUGAACUCUUUCUGUAUACAGCGUUUUUCUGCUGCAUGUUCUGAAGAUGGUACGUGUUGUAACAAAUUUGAAUGUGAAUACAAUGUACUGCUGAAACUGAUUCAACUGGAGGAGAAAACUGCCGAACAGGAAAAUAAAAUUGAAUCAUUAACAGAAGAACUGAAAGGUGCAAAAGACACAAUAGCCGAACUGAACGAAACAAUCUUAACAAACGAAAGAUCUACCGAUGGUACUACAUACAUACGCUGGGGUCGAACUGUAUGUCCUAGUACAGCAUUUCUAGUGUACAAUGGAUACGUUGCCGGGGCUCACUAUAGUCAUACCGGAACCGCUGUCGACCCACUGUGCCUACCAAGAGAUCCAAAUUAUGACCAAAUCAAUGACGGAUUUCAAAACUCUGGCAGGUUAUAUGGAGCGGAAUAUGAAACAAACACAUACAGCGGAUGGAGUCACCUUCACGACCAUGAAAUUCCAUGUGCAGUGUGCCGAAUACCCCGUAACAACGUCCUCAUGGUGCCUGGAAAAAGCGUGUGUCAUGAGAAUUACAUACUGGAAUAUAAAGGCUACCUAAUGUCCGCACACUAUGGUCACAAUUCACCGUCUGAAUUUAUAUGCGUUGAUGAUCUGCCAGAAAUGUUGGAAGGUGGACAAGGAAAUCAAAACGGACAAUUAUUUUAUUUUGUUGAAGGAGUAUGUGGCUCACUGCAAUGCCCACCAUAUAAAGACGGCUGGGAGCUUACAUGUGCCGUUUGUUCGUUUUCGCCAGGUGCUCAGUCUACAAAGCUUCAGCCGUACAUUUGAUAUAAUUUAAUAUGAUUCAUAAACAAACACCAGUAUUGAUUAUUCGUUAUUCACUGUAGUAUACUGUAUUCCUUUUUCAUUUUUUUUCUCGUGAUCAUCUUCUAAUGUGGCAUGAAACACCCCAAAACUAGCAUACUAGUCUAAAAAUACAUAUUUAGGCAUUCCAAAAAACAAGACUUAUUAUGCAAAUCUAACUAAAAAUCCUCUCGCUUUUGACAAAUAUUUUCUCGGGCUCCGAACAUGAUAAUUAUAUAAUAUGAUUCAGCUACUUUUCUAAUAAGCUAAGUCGCCAUAUGUUUCGGUGCGAUGUUAAACCUAACAAAAUAAACUAAAUAUUCUAUUAAGCUAGCUAUUUCAUCGGUAAGAUCCCUAUCAUUUAAAACAAGAAGCCUUAACAUGCGUCAUAACACAUGGCAGAGUAUAACCAGGGUGCUUCGUUUAUCUCACAUUACAGAAAAGUAUUGCAACUUUGCAUGCAACCGUUAAAUACACUAAAACAGAUUUGUUAGUAACAAAUGAUUUUGGCUUAGAUAAUAUAUUACUGAUUGUACAUUCUUAAGGCAGAGUUUACAAUCAGUAAACAUUUCAUACUUUAUAUGACAACUUUAUGAUUGUUCCUGUCCUUAAAAUAUAUACGGCAGAUUACGCUCUUAACUUGUCAAAAUAUGGUAGUUAAGCCAGGAAAAUGCCUGUUACUGAGUGAGUUGGAUUUUACGGCGAAUCAGCACAAAAGAUCAUAUAUCGCCGAAAAGAAGUUAUAUUGAAAACGUAAAUUGUAAAGCAUCUCUAAAAACAUUCAUGUAAAAUGUAUAUACAUGUAGAGGGUUAAAAUAUCAGUGACUUGUAUUUUGAGUAAAGAAAUUGGUCCAAUCGCUGAAGUAUCUCUGUCUUAGACUAUGCUGAAUGUCCAGUUUGUGUGCUCUCACCCAAAAUGAAUAUCAAAUAAAAAUAAUUUAUCUGUAAA